This is a messenger RNA of Seminavis robusta, 1598 nucleotides long. NCBI's taxonomy places the organism in Eukaryota, Bacillariophyta, Bacillariophyceae, Naviculales, Naviculaceae. The record is from the annotation of a GenBank genome assembly.
UGCCCCCUUCUCGACUGUCACGAUGUGACCUCAUCAUGGAUCCUUUUCUUGAUGACUUCUUUACCACACCUUUCGGUCCAAUACAAGCACCGGUACCAGUACUGGUUCCAUAAACGGUGGUACCGCCUCUCCAAGUACAUGUACCACCAUGCCAACAAUCAAACGCGAUGCUUUUUUUCAGGCUGCAAUGGUGGAAGCCUUCCAUGAGAAUGGGUUGUGGGGUAAGAUCACCCAAGUUGCCACGAUCUUUGUGACCAUGGUUGGCUUUGUCAUUCCCCAAGAACUCUCGGUAGCGUUGGGUUUGGCGGAACCGCGAAGGAACAUGGGUCGCCUCACGACAGUUGUGAAGAAUCAGAUUUAUCAGCAGCUCUUCAUGAGCGGGUAUACGCAGUCCACCAUUUUCAAGAGCCGCCAAGGAGAUGCCUUGCUCAUUUACAUCCCACCCAAAAUGACGGCAGAAUUUCGAGCGGAUGUGGCCCAGCUGGGAGUUCCCGUCAAGUACAUUAUUGCGGCCAACGAAUGUCAUGAGUCCUACGCGGAAGACUGUAAGAAGGCAUAUCCAGAGGCAAAGGUUCUCACGCCCAAGCCAUCCAGGAAACUUGUGGAAGAGGCCGUGGCCGUGGAUGCCACCAUUGAAGAAUCCUUGCAGAUGUUGGAGACCGAAUUUGGAUUCACCAAAAUGUUUCGAUACGACCAUAACUCACGCUGCACUGCGGAGCGGAGCUAUCAGGUUGAGAUAUUUGACACUAGUAGUAGCGGGGACAAAGACACAAGCGCAAAGAGUUAUUGCUUGUUUGUAGGACAGUGUGGUAUGGGCAACUACUCCAUCUUGGCUCCCAGCACCUUGGUCGCCGGAUUCCAGAGCUUGUUCCAACCCCGUGGUCGGGUCUUUCGGCACUAUUUGCAUUGCUUCACCAAAGACAAGAGUGCCGUGAGACCCUACUGGACCCACAUGGUGCAGUCGAUACCUGACAGCUUGGAUGCCGCCGUCUUUAUUCAUGGAGAUCCUGUCAUGGGUACACAAGUGCGCGAACAGUUGCUGCAGUUUUACGCCUAUUGAAAUUUGUUUAAGACAAGGAGAGAGAGAGAGUUCGAGAGAGAGAGAGAUUGCAUGGCUGAAAGUAUAGCAACAUCACUCGGCAGUACGCACAAGGUCCACAUAUCAAGCACUGUCACGCUUCUAUACACUUCCGUGCAUCUCGGAGAGGCAGUUAUACAUACCUAUAAAAGAUAAUAAGCAUACAACCAAUGACAAAAUCAAUUCUAGGUACAAGUCACGCAUGUUGCUGAUUAUAGGUCUAGCUAUAGUAACAGGAAUAGGAAUAGAUGAACUCUCUAGGCUUUGCAGUUUGACCAAAAAGAACUGCUUCUGAAGCCAAAGCUCCAGCAAAUGUAUGUCGAAUUGCAGGUGGUGGCGAAACUCGAGGCGAACUAGUAAGCCCCGCAGUGUCCAUAGUGAGUGAAAUAAAGAUGGCUAACCAGCUGGCUCCAAAGUGUCACACCGGGCUCAGCACCAGAUAUAGCCUCCAGCCAGCCAGUUUCUGCUCAAGCAUGAAUCUCUCUAUUGCAUUCACACAAGACGAUACAAGACAUCACAU